GUUGCCCCUUCACGCGGAUUGGUAGCUUUUUUGGCAGAUGGCGGAACCGGGUGGUCAGUGUAUUUAGCAAAAUAAUCGUUUUUUCCCACGUUUCCGAGUUGGAAAUCUUUAAUUAUCUUGCUUGGGCAUAUUCAUUGAAACAUUAUGCUUUUGUAUUUGCAUCAUUAGUUUUAUUACCCGAAAGCUAAACAUCAUUAAUGCUUUAGUUGUGGAUCGUAUUUAUCAGAAGAGUAUCCUCGUUAGCAUCUUUGUUGGAAGUUUAGGCCUCGAAAGGCUGUGACUGCUUUUUAACAAUAGCCAGGACACAAUUUUGCAUGUUUUGGAUCUUUCAUUUUAUUUUUACCUGGGUGGAAAAAAAUAACAUGCUAGUUAAGAUCACAAAGGAAGAUGUCCUACGGCGCAGCAGGAAGCGGUGGGAUGGCUGCUUGGAUGGAGGCAGCAAAUGGGGGUGUUACUGGUAAGAUUGAAGGAGUCAAGAAAGAUAAGACGGGAUCCAAGCUUUCUGUAGAAAGAGUCUACCAAAAAAAAACUCAGCUUGAACACAUUCUUCUUCGCCCUGACACAUACAUCGGAUCUGUGGAGCCCAUCACACAGCUAAUGUGGGUUUUUGAUGAAGAGGUUGGAAUGAACCAGAGGGAAAUUACCUAUGUACCUGGAUUAUAUAAAAUUUUUGAUGAGAUUCUUGUCAAUGCAGCAGAUAACAAACAGAGGGACAAAAACAUGAGUGCCAUUAAGAUCAACGUUGAUUCGGAAUCCAAUACCAUUUCUGUGUGGAACAAUGGUAAAGGAAUACCAGUGGUGGAGCACAAAGAUGAGAAAAUGUAUGUCCCAGCUCUCAUUUUUGGUCACUUGCUCACCUCCAGCAACUAUGAUGAUGAUGAAAAAAAGGUCACAGGCGGGAGGAAUGGCUAUGGUGCAAAACUUUGCAAUAUUUUCAGUACCAAAUUCAUCGUGGAAACUGCCUGCAAGGAGUACAGACACAGUUUCAAACAGACUUGGCAGAACAACAUGAGCAAAUCUUCAGACCCCAAGAUCAAGUUCUUCGAUGGAGAUGAUUUCACCUGUGUGACGUUCCAGCCAGAUCUGUCUAAGUUUAAGAUGGAGAAACUUGAUAAGGAUACAGUUGCUCUUCUGACACGCAGGGCAUAUGAUGUGGCCGGCUCUUGCAAGGGUGUCAAAGUCACAUUGAAUGGGAAAAAAUUACCUGUUAAUGGCUUCCGCAGCUAUGUGGAUCUGUAUGUGAAAGACAAACUGGAUGAGACUGGUGUAGCCUUGAAGGUGCUGCAUGAGACUGUAAAUGAACGAUGGGAAGUGUGCCUCACAAUGAGUGAGAAAGGAUUCCAACAAAUCAGCUUUGUCAACAGCAUUGCCACCACCAAGGGAGGUAGACACGUUGACUAUGUGGUGGAUCAAGUAGUGUCCAAACUUAUUGAAGUGGUGAAGAAAAAAAACAAGGCAGGAGUGUCUGUCAAACCUUUUCAGGUUAAGAACCACAUUUGGGUUUUUGUGAAUGCAUUGAUUGAGAAUCCAAGCUUUGACUCCCAGACAAAAGAAAACAUGACCCUCCAGACAAAAAGUUUUGGUUCCAAAUGCCUUCUGUCGGACAAGUUUAUCAAGGCUGCAACAAAUUGUGGGAUUGUUGAGAGUAUACUCAACUGGGUGAAGUUUAAAGCACAGACACAGUUGAAUAAAAAGUGCUCAUCUGUGAAGCACAGCAAGAUAAAAGGCAUCCCGAAGUUAGAUGAUGCCAAUGAUGCUGGUGGCAAACACUCCUCCGAAUGCACUCUGAUUCUCACUGAGGGUGAUUCAGCAAAAUCUCUUGCUGUGUCUGGACUCGGUGUCAUCGGGCGUGAUCGUUAUGGUGUAUUUCCGCUACGAGGAAAGAUCCUAAAUGUACGCGAAGCAACCCACAAACAGAUAAUGGAAAACGCUGAAAUCAAUAACAUUAUCAAAAUUGUUGGGCUCCAAUACAAGAAGAGUUAUGAAGACCCAGAGUCCCUGAGGAGUCUGCGCUAUGGCAAGAUCAUGAUCAUGACAGAUCAGGAUCAAGAUGGGUCCCAUAUAAAAGGUCUGCUCAUUAACUUCUUUCAUCACAACUGGCCUUCUUUGUUGAAACACACAUUCCUGGAGGAAUUUAUCACGCCCAUUGUCAAAGUCAGCAAGAACAAGCAAGAGCUGGCCUUUUACAGCAUUCCAGAGUUUGACGAGUGGAAGAAACAGACAGAAAACUAUAAAACCUGGCAUGUAAAGUACUACAAAGGUUUAGGCACAAGUACAAGCAAAGAGGCAAAAGAAUAUUUUGCUGAAAUGGAGAAGCAUCGCAUCAUAUUUAAAUACAAUGGUGCUGAGGAUGACGCUGCCAUAACUUUGGCCUUCAGUAAGAAGAAAACAGAUGACAGAAAGGAGUGGUUGACCAACUUCAUGGAGCACAGACGUCAAAGAAGAAUGCAUGGUCUCCCUGAGCAAUACCUGUAUGGAACACAAGCAAGGCAUCUAUCCUACAAUGACUUUAUCAACAAGGAGCUGAUUCUGUUCUCCAACUCGGAUAAUGAAAGAUCCAUCCCAUCGUUGGUUGAUGGGUUGAAGCCUGGCCAGAGAAAAGUGCUUUUUACUUGCUUAAAGCGGAAUGACAAAAGGGAAGUAAAAGUUGCGCAGCUGGCUGGUUCAGUCGCAGAGAUGUCUGCAUACCAUCAUGGAGAGCAAGCCCUCAUGAUGACCAUUGUCAACUUGGCUCAGAAUUUUGUGGGAAGUAACAACGUCAACAUCUUGCAGCCACUUGGUCAGUUUGGUACUCGCAUCAAUGGGGGCAAAGAUGCUGCAAGCCCUCGUUAUAUCUUCACUAUGCUAAGUCCUCUUGCCAAGCUGUUAUUUCCAGCAGUGGACUCUAACCUGCUGAGGUUCCUUUAUGAUGACAACCAAAAGGUGGAACCAGAGUGGUACAUUCCCAUCAUUCCAAUGGUGCUUGUAAACGGUGCCGAGGGCAUUGGAACAGGUUGGGCAUGUAAGAUUCCCAACUACGACCCCCGAGAGAUUGUGAACAACAUCAGCCGGAUGCUCAAUCAUCAAGACCCACUGCCUAUGCUUCCCAGAUAUAAAAACUUCAAAGGGGUGAUCCACGAACUGGGUCCAAACCAGUAUCUGGUCAGUGGAGAAGUGUCAGUGCUUGACAAAAACACGAUCGAAAUCACAGAACUUCCUGUUCGAACAUGGACACAGGCAUAUAAGGAGUCUGUGUUGGAGCCAAUGCUGCAGGGCACAGAAAAAACACCAUCACUCAUCAGCGACUAUAAGGAGUACCACACAGAUUCAACCGUUAAGUUUGUGGUUCGCAUGUCUGAGGAAAAACUAGCCCAGGCUGAGGCAGCUGGCCUCCAUAAAGUCUUCAAACUUCAAUCCAGCCUCACCUGCAACUCAAUGGUUCUGUUUGACCAUAUGGGUUGUCUAAAGCGAUAUGAUUCAGUCCAAGACAUUCUAAGAGAAUUCUUUGAGCUGCGCCUCCACUACUACAAACUUCGAAAGGACUGGUUAAUUGGUAGCCUCGGAGCUGAAGCAUCUAAGCUGUCCAAUCAAGCUCGUUUUGUGCUGGAGAAGAUCGAAGGAAAAAUUUCAAUUGAGAACAAAUCCAAGCGUGAGCUAAUCUACAUGUUGGUCCAGAAAGGGUACGAGUCUGACCCUGUAGCUGCCUGGAGUAAGGCUCAAGAAAAGGCCAAAGAAGAAGAUGACCACGAUGGAAAUGAGAGUGACAGCUCAUUGCUCUCUGGUACUUCGUCUGGCCCAAAUUUUAAUUACAUCCUCAACAUGUCCCUCUGGUGCUUGACUAAAGAGAAGGUGGAGGAGCUCCUGAAACAAAGAGACCAGAAGACAGGAGAGCUGGAGAAUCUCCAGAAGAAAUCUUCAGAGGAUCUGUGGAAGGAGGACUUGGCAGUUUUCAUAGAGGAGUUAGAUAACUUUGAGGCACUUGAGCGAGAAGAGCAUAAUUUAGGAAAAGUCAUCAAACUUGUGAAAGGUAAAGUUGGUAAACCCAAAGGAAGGAAGCUAAAUCUAGAGGAGACUAUGCCGUCACCAUUUGGCCGCAGGGUGGAUCCUCCAUCUCAACCCCUGAAAUCUGACGUAUAUAAGAAAGUGACAAAAAAGAAGAAGGUCAACUCAGACCCAGCUCUGAAGUUGGAGGGUGAUGAGGAUGCUUUGGGCCAAGAUGCAGCAACAGGCGAAGGCCCUAUGGUCAAACCACGUGUAAAGAAGGAUAACAAAGAACCAGGGGUUCCUAGACUGAGAAAAACACCAGGACUCAAAGGAACUCCUGCAAAGAAAGCGAAAAAAAGAAAUCCCUGGUCUGAAGAUGAGUCCAAUUCAGACAGUGAUCUGGAGAAUAGUCAGCCUGUCAUCCCCAGAGAGGCCAAGUCUCAAAGGGCAUCAGCAUCCAAGCCAAAAUACACAUUUGACUUCUCAGAGGAGGAAGAUGAGAGGGAUAAUGAGGAAGAUGAAAAUGAAAAUGACACUGUGGCCACUUUAGAAGACGAACCCAGUGCAUCUGAAAUGAAGGGACAAGACAGUGACCUUGAUGAUGACCUUUACGAUGAAAUCUCAUACUCUUCUCGCAACAAAAAGACCCUGUCCGGGCUUAUGGCUAAAAAGAAAGCGAUAUCCACAAUCGUCUCUUCUAAAUCAGUCUACUCAGAAAAGACCAAUGACAGUGACCGGUCUAAAUCUGACGGUGACGAUGACAACAGAGUUCUCUCCACCUAUUCAAACACCUCUGCAUUUGGCAGCCCAUCAUUAGCAAAGAAAGGGUCUAAGAAGCCAUUGGAUGCAGUUCCUAAACCAAGAAAGAGACCCAUACCAAUAGCAAAGAAACGGGAUAAAUCCAUCUGGGACUCUGACUCCGACACUGGGUCCAAGAAAUUAGCUCUUAAAAGUACAGGUAAAGGCCGAGGAAGAAAGAGAAUGGCAUCUGGGUCUGAAGAUGAUUAUAAUCCAAUAAAGAAAAUGGAAAAACUGGUAGGCAAGAAGUCUCACAAUACUCCAUCUGAUGACGGGGAUGACAACAACAGUCAGAGUGCCAUACAAACUUCAUUCCGACCAGGCCGUGCAAAGAAGGAGGUCAAGUACUUUUCUGAGUCGGACAACGAUCAUGACGACAUGUUCGACUAAAUACCCUUUUGACAAUGUUCACUCCCUUUGUGUGGAAUUCUUUACUACUACAGACUUUAUAUUAACUCUAUACAUUUUAUUUUGUUAAUUGUAUUGUUUUACAUUUUUUGUGUAGUUUUAUGUUGAUAGAUAUGUUCUGUAUGUGUCCGAGGCAGCUUUUAGAAGUUUAGAAAAGAUUAUAAUUGUUAAAGGAUAAUGUAACUUUUUGAAUAAGAGUAAACCUUGAACUGUG
Syngnathoides biaculeatus (alligator pipefish) is the source of this 5383-nucleotide messenger RNA. RefSeq names its product DNA topoisomerase II beta (gene top2b). Gene Ontology annotation, molecular function: ATP binding; DNA binding; DNA topoisomerase type II (double strand cut, ATP-hydrolyzing) activity. The record is from RefSeq and is a predicted model, not a curated record. Gene Ontology annotation, biological process: resolution of meiotic recombination intermediates; DNA topological change; sister chromatid segregation. Bases 388 to 5151 code for a protein of 1587 amino acids. Lineage: Eukaryota; Metazoa; Chordata; Actinopteri; Syngnathiformes; Syngnathidae. The transcript has 37 exons. Gene Ontology annotation, cellular component: nucleus.